Epinephelus moara (kelp grouper) is the source of this 2528-nucleotide messenger RNA. RefSeq names its product TruB pseudouridine (psi) synthase family member 1 (gene trub1). Gene Ontology annotation, biological process: tRNA modification; mRNA pseudouridine synthesis. The transcript has 8 exons. Gene Ontology annotation, cellular component: mitochondrion. NCBI's taxonomy places the organism in Eukaryota, Metazoa, Chordata, Actinopteri, Perciformes, Serranidae. The record is from RefSeq and is a predicted model, not a curated record. Gene Ontology annotation, molecular function: RNA binding; pseudouridine synthase activity. Bases 40 to 876 code for a protein of 278 amino acids.
GAAGAAGAAGAAUUUCGGCAGAAGAAGAGUCAAUUAAGCAUGGCAGGCAACAUCAGCAACACUGCAGUUCCGAUAACUAGCUCUCUAUCUAAACUACAGUCUUUAAAUGGAAUGUUCGCGAUAUAUAAAAAACAAGGGCCGACAUCUGCAGACGUGUUAAAUAAACUCAAAGAAGUUUUACUCAAAGAGGCUGGUGUAAAAAACCCAAACCCGCGAAAGAGGAAGAAGCAGAGCCUGAAGAUGGGACACGGAGGGACACUGGACAGUGCUGCCAGCGGGGUGUUGGUUGUUGGUGUUGGAAAUGGCACAAAGAUGCUCAGUACAAUGUUGGCUGGUUCUAAGAAAUAUAUUGCUGUGGGGCAACUGGGGAAAGCAACAGAUACUCUCGAUGCCACUGGUAGUGUGAUUCUGGAGAAAGACUUUGGACACAUAACCAGGUUAGACAUUGAGGAGAAACUGAAAGCUUUCACUGGUGACAUCAUGCAAGUUCCUCCACUCUACUCUGCACUAAAGAAAGAUGGCCAGCGUCUAUCUGUCUUGCUGAUGAAAGGUCACAAGGUCGAGGCCAAACCAGCUAGACCAGUCACUGUGUACAACCUGACCCUGCAAGAGUUCAAACCUCCUCUCUUCACUCUGGAUAUAGAGUGUGGUGGUGGAUUUUAUGUCAGAAGCUUGGUGGAUGACCUGGGAAAAGCUCUGUCGUCCUGUGCUCAUGUGAAGGAACUGACCCGAACCAAGCAGGGUCAGUUCACCCUGGAGGAGCACGCCUUACAUGAGGAGCAGUGGACACUGGAACACAUCCUGCGCUCUCUGCAGCCCUGCUCACAAUCAGAGCAGGACGGCCACUGCGCAGAGCCACCAGAGGCUGACACCUGAGGAACGCUGUCUGAACAGGGCCCAGAGAGAAAAGCUGGGGUUGCUGUCUGUUUCAUGGUUAGUCAUGACUCACCAGUGAAGAGAACAUGCUGUCUAAAUGUGAUGACGGGUUAUCCUGGAUGUUUUAAAAUGUGCUGUUGAGCAGGUGAAGUGGGACAAAUUGAGACAACUCUCAAAACCACUGUUGAUUCUGGACUCACGUAUUUACAGCCCCACUCAAUCCUCCACCCCAGCCUCUGUCUUCACCUGCUCAUGCCUCUAAUUGUAUUGCAGAGCUGGGUAAUAGAAACGGUGCACAAUAUACAUAAAUGUCACAAUUCAAAAAAAUUAUUUCUACAAUAUGAAAAUAAGAAGUAAUACAUUGUGUUAGGGAAGAAUGCUUGACAAUGCAUCUUGCAAUGCAUGAAACAGUUUAUACUAAACAAAAAUUUGAGGAAAAUCUUCCACACUGCAGGAGUUAUUAUGAAUGAUGCUGGAAAGAUUUAAAAAAUAUAUGUUUUUUGUAUAAUUUCCAUUGAAGUAGAGUUCUGCUUGCAGUUGUGAAACAUCAGCAGAAACAUAAAAUUCAUUUCUAUAUGGAUAAUGAGCAAUAUAAAAAGGAGUAUUGUGAUGACAUUGUCUUCAUUGAGGUGUUCUUACAUGAAACAGCAGCAUCCUGAGAAAUACAUUUACAAAGCAGGUGAAACGCAUGAUGUUACCCAGUUUAUCUGGAGGGUUAUUUGUGGGAAUGCCAUGCUCUGAGCAGUGCUCUUAACAAAGACAUCUGACAUGUAAAUGAAAGCUAUUUCUGUUCUUCCAGUACAGUGAGGAGUUUUUUUUGUUUUUUUUUUGUGUUGUUUUUUUUUUUCAAUGAAAGAUUGAUGUACUCCAGAUAUGAAGCACUUGUGUGUCCAUACAGCAUGUUGAAGUUCUGCACUUGCAGGUUAAAUAAAUUUUCAGGUGAUUUUUGUUAAAUACCAACAACAUUUCUUGCAUCAUUCAGAGUGGGGGGUGGUCAUAAAGGAAUCACUGAUGUCUUUGCCUGCUUACCAUGAUGGGUCAACAUUUUUACACAUUGUUUCAUAAUUUUAAUUUUGGUAAGAUUUAGUAUUUUAAAAUUGUGUUUUUGUAUGUCAUUAUCAUGACAUAAAAGUCAAAGUUUUAAUGUGUUUUCCUAGAGUUUUUAACUUUCUCUGUGAAGACUAUCAGUUAGUGUCACAUGUUUGCAUGACUUAAUAUACAGUGGCAAUUUUGUUUACUGUGAAUAGUUAAGUGAGUAGAAGAUAAACUGAUCUCCAAAAGGCAUAACGUUAAAGAUUAAGUGUGCUUUUCAACAUUUUUAGCAAGAUCAGUGUAUUAUUUUUGUUUUGUACAAUUUUAGAGUGAAAAAAUGGAAAGGAGCACCAUGCAAAAGUUUGGGCACCCCAAGACAUUUGAGCUCUUAGACAACUUUUACCAGGGUGUCAGACCAUAAUUAACUUGUUAGGGCUAUGGCUUGUUCACACUUAUCAUCAGGAAAGGUCAGGUGAUGCAAAUUUCAAAGCUUUAUGAAUACUCUGACUCCUGAAACCUUGUCCCAACAAUCAGCAGCCAUGGGCUCCUCUUAACAGCUGCCUGGCACUCUGAAAACUAAAAUAACUGAUGCCCUCAAAGCAGCAGAAUGCUAUAAUAGC